AUGUCUCUCGGUAAACUUACACAUUACGGCGUCGAUUUGGUACUCAUUUCCAUCAUUUUGGCCGGUAUCCAUCGCAACACAGGUCUUGUGUUCGAUACUUCCCACUUUAGUUCUGUGGAUGUGCGCAACUGGUUCGGCAAGUACUUGGCGUUUGGCGAAAUGUGCUACGAUAGAACUGUUUCUCUAUUAAGAGUCAGUGGCUACUUCAGACAGAGAAACUUGGUUGUGGACAAUCUUCUAGACAAGGGCAAGAGCUACUUGAAGAAGCAGACCGGCCGCGAUCUUGAUGACUUCAAGAACAUGUAA
Messenger RNA from Candidozyma auris, 306 nucleotides. RefSeq lists its product as uncharacterized. The coding region runs from base 1 to 306 and encodes 101 amino acids. Lineage: Eukaryota; Fungi; Ascomycota; Pichiomycetes; Serinales; Metschnikowiaceae. The record is from RefSeq and is a predicted model, not a curated record. The transcript has 2 exons. Gene Ontology annotation, cellular component: cytoplasm.